AUGUCAUUCACACUCGAAAAGAAGCAAACAAGAGCUCAUCCUAACCGUGCCAACGGCAGCACACUAAUUGCCAAAGAUGCCGAGGAGUUGACCAUUGUGUACAACAAAUUCAAGUCGAACCGUUCAAGUCCACGUACUGAAUCUCAAAUACCUUUAAACUUGGUGUUUACCCACGGGAACGGAUUUAACAAGUCAGUGUGGACUUAUAUCAUUAAACAAUUGUAUAAAUCAUCACAAUCCCAUCAAGUACCUUGGCACUUGGACACUGUGCUUGCUAUUGAUGCAAUUGGGCAUGGUGACUCGAAUUUGGCAAAUCAGGGAAAAUUGGGCUGCGUCUACAUGUGGGAUGAUGGAUCGAGGGAUGUGCUUGAUGUUAUUAAACACGAAAGAGAAACCACAGGAGAUAUGCAGAAUAAUUUUGAGGGCAGAACUAUUGCAGUGGGGCAUUCUAUGGGUGGGUAUAUUGCUUUGUAUGCAUCGUAUUUGGAACCCACGUUUUUCGAUGCUGUCGUGGCUAUUGAUCCAGUUAUUUAUAGAACAGAUGUAAGUGAAGAAAGAUAUUUCAACCUGUUGAAAAAGUUGUCUCGACUAAUGAAGGAUACCUUCAAUACCGAGCAGGAGGCUAGAGACUACUUUGAGAUACAUUCAUUCACCAAAAAUUUUCAAUCUGAUGUAUUGCAGGACUACAUUACCGACGAGAUAUACGAGACGAAAACUGAAGAUGGGAAAGUCGUUUACAAAUUCAAAUGUCUGAGUUUAAACCAACUUGUGGCUUAUUUGAGCAGAAAUGUGUGUGCUGCAAAAGGUAUGCUUGCCUUGCCUCUGAUUAGUGUUCCCAUAUUUCAUGUCGUGGGUGCUGCCGAUAUUCAUAACAUGAGAGAAGCAGUUCCCUGGAUUCGUAAGGCAAUUAGGCCGGACAUGUUGGCAGGUGCCAUAAAUAUUGAAGGAGGACGACAUUUGGUGAACUCUGAACAACCAGAUGAUGUGAUUAAGGUCAUUGCCGAAGCGUUGACAAAACGAAACAGAGAGUUUAAUCGUGAAAGAUCUAAUAUUCCCGAGAUUGCUUUGAAUGGAGAAAAGAAAGCGCUUUUUGAGCAGCAAAGAAGACACGUUUUGAACUUUGAGAUGGACAAAGUUUACGGAUAUGAUACCGGUGCAAAGUAUACUCCAUUUGAUUUGUACUCGAAACUGUCCAGUAGCAAGUUAUAG
Molecule: messenger RNA, 1209 nt
Organism: Lodderomyces theae
Lineage: Eukaryota; Fungi; Ascomycota; Pichiomycetes; Serinales; Debaryomycetaceae
Product: alpha/beta fold hydrolase
Exons: 1
Coding region: 1-1209 (402 amino acids)
Source: RefSeq, a predicted model, not a curated record